Molecule: messenger RNA, 1355 nt
Organism: Coprinopsis cinerea okayama7#130
Lineage: Eukaryota; Fungi; Basidiomycota; Agaricomycetes; Agaricales; Psathyrellaceae
Exons: 3
Coding region: 66-1355 (429 amino acids)
Source: RefSeq, a predicted model, not a curated record
GCCAAGUCCAUUGACUUCCCUUCCACUAUUUGACUUCAGAAGUUCCCACUCGUCGACGAGCUUUCAUGAGGCUGAGUCUCCGAAACUCCUACAUGUCGACUACGACUUUUCGACUUCCUCAAGAGCUGGUGGACCAUGUCAUCGACCAUCUCUACAAUGACUAUGAGACGCUGAGAGCGUGCUCUCGCGUCGCCCAGGCCUGGUUGCCAACAAGCAGGUACCACCUGUUCGCAAAAGUCUGCCUCCAGGCGUGGACCGGACACGGGGUAACCCAGUUUCCUUCGGGGCGUUGCAAAGAGCUCCUCUCGGUCAUCGAGAGUGCUCCCGAGAUUGCUGGGUACAUUCGAGAGCUGGAAAUUUGCGAAGGCGCACCAAUGCACAUCAGACAUCCCGAGCUCCAGUCAGCGACGUGGGUCACCUCGGAGCCAGCGCUGUUAAGCAUCUUCAAGAGGUUGAAGAAUUUGCGGCAUUUGGAAAUCUCUUCGGCGUCGAUUUUUUAUUGGAGGACCCUCCCAGCCGCGUUUCAAAACGCACUCUGCUCGCUGCUCGCCACAUCAUCCUCGCUCACCUAUCUCAAACUCCAUUCGUGGUGCUUCCCCAACUAUACCUCUCUCGCCGUCCUGCUGUCACACUGCAAGAACCUGAAAGGCCUUUCGCUAUCAUCAACCACAGUCGAGGACGACGAUCUCGCUGAGCACAGGUUGGGUUGUGUUAUCGAGGAAUGGGAUGGUUGUGAUGUGAUUCCAUCUUCCAAACUGGAGGUGCUGACACUCGACCACGUCACCUUUGGCUAUCUGGAUUACUGGUUAUUUGGAGAAACACCCAUGGUCGACGUCUCUUCAUUACGCGAACUGCGGGUGUCCCACUUCUCCGACCUCCAUGUCAUCGAGAAGCUCCUCCUGGCGGUUAGCGGCUCUCUCGAACACCUCCAUUUGAAGCCUGGGCAAUGGAGAGUGCGGCCUUUGGACCUGUCCCACUCUACGUGCCUCCGCUCAGUCCGCUUGACACUGGAAGAGGCAGACACAGCCCUCGAAUGGGCCAUUGAACUGCUCUGUUGCAUCAAAUCGUCCGCCUCCUGUAUCAUCGAACGCGUCGCCCUCGAGUUCUUCAUCGACCCCAACAAACUUGAUGGAUGGGAGCACCUCCAGUCCUUGCUGUCCGAGUCCGAGUUCUCCUCGCUGAAGCAGGUCGAGAUCGGACUCUUCGCUUCUCCUACUCGGGCGGGGUUCAUCAGGGCAGAGACGCAGCUGGCAGGCCUCAAGGACAGAGCGGAGUUGCGGUUAUAUCAUCUUGGGCUGAAGAGCCAGAGGUCGAAACGUCAGCUGUCGCCCAGGAUCAGUCGAUACGAGAACUGA